AUGAGCAUCCCAUUUAAAAAUGCUACAGCGCUGAACAGCGAUAUUACGGCUGGAUGGAUGCCUGGUGCACAGACCCGCGGAACCGCCAGUAUCCUCUACAGCUGCAUUAUUACAAUAUCUCUAUGCGUCUAUACAGCGCUUCACUUAAACGUUCCUCCCCCUGGGGAAAAGCAAAGAUGGCACAUCUUGCGCCAAGCCAAGUGGAUAGUGGUCGGUGUUUUCGCGCCAGAAAUGGUCCUCUAUUCGGCUUGGAUUCAAUAUCGUGAAGCCAAAGGACUCAUUCUUGAUCUGGCAGAAGAAUCCCGUCGUACUGAAGCUGUUCGCGCUGCAUAUCUUCCAUCCUCGCAAAAGGAUCAACCCCAAACCAGCCAAACCUGUGUCGUAACUGAGAACCAAGCCGACUUCGACAUUACCUACGGAUUUUAUGCGGUUAUGGGUGGCUUUAGAGUGGAUGUCACCGACAUAUCCGAGGAUAUGCUAUCAAUUGCGCUCUUUCCCAGUAUGAUUAGAAUUCUGGCGCGCCAUGGUACAUUUCUCCGAAUAGACUCCACCACAAUUAAAGACAAAAGCAAAGCCGACGUCCUCGCUAAAUCACUGGUAUCUCUCCAGGGCCUGUGGAUGCUCGUUCAGUGUAUAGCACGCAAAGCGUCGGGCUACCCUCUGACCAUUUUGGAGAUCCAUACCUUUAUCCACGUCAUUUGUGCAGGCAUCAUGUAUGCGAUCUGGUUCAAGAAACCGCUCAAUGUUAACGAAGCUACCACGAUUAACCUGCAAGAAGGAGACAAAGAUCUUAUCUCAUGUGCCAUACUUGUACUCGCCAAGGGCUGUUUCCGAUACGAGAAUCCGGUCGCCUCCGGAGAAUAUCUUUACUUCAGUCUCCGCAGUUUGUCACUGAACCUUCCGGCCGAAUCACCACCCUCCACCUUGCUAUUGCCGGAAGCGACUGCUUCGCGUGUUCCUGAGACUAAGUUUAGGCGGAAUGGUGAUUUCGCGGAUGAAGCAAUAUUUUCACCACCCAGCUCCGUUAUUCUUCAGCCUAGCUCUCUUUCAUUACGAGGACUCGCGCCUCCCCAGCGCUAUCGUGUACAUCUCCCCCUCAGCGAAAGGGAACAAAAGAUGUGCAUUAAGGCCCAGAGCGCUGCAAGGAAGUUUGAUGACGCCUCCAUUCAUCGUGCUCGAAUGCGGAAUAGGAUUGGUAUACGCUCUGCAAACCUUUUCGGCCAGUCCUCUGGAGUCACAAUAAAAGGGUGGCUCAAAGUUUCCGAGGAGUUGCUCCGUGAUGUGGAGGCUGACUUCAAGAAGAACCCACGGCUCCUUGCUGGGGCGAUCCUUGUGCAUACAGCGUACGGUGGUGUGCAUAUGGCUGCAUGGAACUCGUACUUUCCGACCAGCAAAGAGAAAUGGUAUUGGAGAGCCUCGUGCAUGAUAAUUGCCGGCAUGGUUCCCUUGUAUACUAUUCUCUUGCUGAUGUCUCACAAAAGAUUUUCAAUGAUUCCCAUUGGCCCUGACGGUGACUGGACCGCAAGAAUCAAAAUUCGGUUUUUGAGAGUGAUCGUGAAGGCUAUUCUGGCUCCAUUGAUCUUGGGUUACAUUUACGUUUUCAACGCACUGAUUGGGGGAUAUGUAUUGGCACGAAUAUUCUUGGUUGUGGAAUCAUUGAUUAGUUUGCGUAAAGUGCCUAUUGGUGUUUACGCCACAGUUUCUUGGUUGAACUUUCUACCUCAUUUCUAA
This is a messenger RNA of Cladophialophora bantiana CBS 173.52, 1731 nucleotides long. RefSeq lists its product as uncharacterized. The record is from RefSeq and is a predicted model, not a curated record. The transcript has 2 exons. NCBI's taxonomy places the organism in Eukaryota, Fungi, Ascomycota, Eurotiomycetes, Chaetothyriales, Herpotrichiellaceae. The coding region runs from base 1 to 1731 and encodes 576 amino acids.